AAUACUCUCUCUCUAUCAUAACUCUGCUUCCGCACUCUCUCUCUCUCUCUCAAAAGUCCUGCCCUUUUCUUCCCCCCUCUCUCUAGGUUGCGGUUACUGAAUUUGAUCUCUCUCUCUCACUCAAUAAAGUUAAUUUCCUGAGAAUAUGGAUGUUCAAGGCCACAAGAUCACUGCCACUUCUGCCGGGCAUGAGGGCCACGGGGUGCACCAUUGCCACAAAUGUGGAUGGCCUUUUCCAAAUCCACAUCCUAGUUCUAAACACAGAAGAGCUCACAAAAGGGUUUGUGGAACAAUUGAAGGCUACAAAAUCAUUCACUCAGAAGACCAUGAUAAGUAUUUGGCCUUUUCAGAUGAUGACCAUGCCUCUGAUGAUGAUGAGCAUCAGAGCCCAGGUCCAGAUAUUGUGAAGAGAAAUGCUUUCAUCAGUGGCGGAGUAGGUGCGAAGUCGAACAAAUCAGAAGAUGACGUGUUUUCUGAUGCACCAAUGGAGUUUUCAGACAGUGGUAUUAGUCCUCAGUUAGAGGCACCCAUUGAGAACGUAGGAGAAAUGGGCAAGAGUUUGGAGCAUAAGGGGUUGGAAGGUGGUGUUUACGGGAGUGGAGUUUUGGGGAUCAAGGAAGCUGCUGAAACAAUUGAACAACCCAAUGAUGCAACAAGUGAGGAAAUUAGAAAACCCAGACCCCUCUCAAACGGAAGUAGCCAGCUAGACAAUGCCAUGCCAAUAACAGAUACUGCUGCAGAAACGGUUUCUGUUGGACAUUCAAAUGAUUCACAGCCUGAACGUGGUCUUCAAGGUGAGAUACUACAUGGACCUGAUACCAAUAUUCAAGUACAGGACAAUGGCUCAGCUUCUGUUUCUUUGGACCCUGAAGAACAUAAAGUUCUGGACCAAACAAUAGCAGCAGGUAAAAGUAAAGAUGAAUCGUGUGAUAAGUUUAUUUCUGAAGGGGCCAAAGAUGAUUCCACCCCUAUAUCUGAAUCUCUUCAAAUGGAUGCUCCUGAUGCGGUUAAUAGUGUGGUCCAUUCUGUCGAAAAAAGUACCUCCAUCCUAACUUCCGAGGUUGCCCUUGUGGAUGAGACUCGUAAAAGCGUAGAUGCUUCUGCUUUGGAGAAAGAGCUCUCUCAUUCUAGUGAGGUGGAGAAAGAGCUCUCUCAUUCUACUGAGGCUGCCCUUGUGGAUGAGAUUCGUAAAAGCAUAGAUGCUUCUGCUUUGGAGAAAGAGCUCUCUCAUUCUAGUGAGGUGGAGAAAGAGCUCUCUCAUUCUACUGAGGCUGCCCUUAUGGAUGAGACUCGUAAAGGCAUAGAUGCCUCUGCUGUGGAGAAAGAGCUCUCUCAUUCUACUGAAGACAUUGGGUCCAGUAAAUCUGUUUAUGGAAGUACUUUACCUGAGGAAAGUCUGUUGAAUGCGUCUUUGGUUGAGCCUAACGAGAGCACAAAAGCUUUAGAUGUUACUGAGCACUCUGAUGUGGCUUGUACUGUCUCCUCAAUUGACAAAGAAGAGAUGCUGAAAACCGCCUCAGAUGCAAGUGAUGUAGAGAAGUCUGACAUGACCAGUGGUUAUGAAUGUCAAAACCAAAGCCUGGAAUCUAAGCACUUGAAUUCUCUUGAAGCAAAUUCCACCCCUGGCUCCACAGUUCAUGCUGUUCCAUGUGAAGAUACUACAAAUUUGAAAACUGGGAGCCAAAAGGGUGAAGGAGUUUCUGCAGAAGUAGAAGUGAUCCCUGAUUCUACACUGCCUUCAGAAAAACUGACUGACCUUCCAAGUUCAUGUGUAGCUGAUGGUUAUGCAAAAAGUUCACAAGAACUAUCGGAAAACAAUUCCAGUUCAUUGGAAUUCAAUGAUGAUGGUUUUGAGAAUUCCAUUAGAGGAGAUGGUGCAGAUGGUCCCUCUGGAGCAGAUUCUGAGGCGAAUGAAAUUGGUGACAAGAGUUCCUCCGCUGAACACCCAGUGUUGCCAGUAACUUCACAGAUGCAGAAUAAUGUUCAUGGGGCGACGAAUGUUGUUGAAGUUGAGCCUCUAGAUGUUUCUGAAUCUGUUACCAAAAUAGAAGAUGGUAAUGCAGUUUUAGUGUCAGGUUCUGAGGCAAAUGAAAUUGGCGACAGGAGUUCCUCACUAAUUUCCUCGGUGGAAAACCCCGUGUCACUAUUAACUUCAGAGCUGCAGAAUAAUGUUCAUGCGGCAACAAAUGUUGUUCAAGUUGAGCCUGUAGAUGUUGCUGAAACUGUUAGCAAAUUAGAUGAUAAUGCAGUUUCAGUAUCAGCAGAAACCCCUGAACACUCCAUUUCAACAGAAUCUACACUGCCACUCUCUGAUUCAGUUUUGUUGAGGGAAACUGGUGAAGGGAAUUCCUCACUGAAUUCCUCGGUGGAACACCCCGUGCCCCUAUUAACUUCAGAGCUGCAGAAUAAUGUUCAUGCAUCAACGAAUGUUGUUAAUGUUGAGCCUUUAGAUGUUGCUGAAACUGUUAGCAAAGUACAAGAUGAUAAUGCAUUUUCAGUAUCAGCGGAAACACCCGUACACUCCAUUUCAACAGAAUCUACACUGCUACUCUCUGCCAAAGAUGGUACCUGUGACGAAGAAGACUUUAAGGCAUCAGAAGCAAUCACCAAAACUGAAGUAACUUCUGAAGAUCAUGAAAGCAAUGUUGGAUCGAGGGAAAUUUCAGAAAGCCCUUCCCCAAGUGUGCAAGGAACUUUCCCUGCAAGCACAUGUUUGAAUGUUACUUCAUCGGAUGUUAAGCAGAUGCAUUCAAAUGAUGAUCUUAGCACAUUGAAGUCUGUUAACACUAUUCUUAGUGCUGAAAAUUCUUUUGAUGACAAGGUUUUAAAAUCAGAGGAAUGUUUCGGGUCUUCUGAAGCUACAAGUUUAAAACAACCAGUACCUUCAGCUUCAGAUGUUGAAGAAUUUCAUGGAACUUCUGAUACAGUUGAUGAUAAGUCUGUUGUUAUUGUUGAAGAUGUCACUAGGGUCGAUGCAAAGUAUGUGAAUACUGAAGCUGAAUGCAAGCCUGCUAAGCAAAUGGAUGAUGCAUUUGCAGUUGAUGUAUCCAGUAGUUUAGCUAGCCCGUCUGACAGUCUGGAAGCGAACUGUGGAUCAGUAGUUUCAGAUACAUUCGAAACAAAUUCUCAGAAGCACAAAACCCGUUCCAGCAAAUCAGAUACAUUUGAGCCUCCAUCUUUCAUGACUUUGGUUCAAUCUGGGAGUGAAGUAGAUCAGGCUACUGCAGCUACAGAGAUUGAGACAGCGCAGAACAAUCAGCAACAGAGAUCUGAUGCUCUUGAAGCCGUCUGGUUCCCUUCUCUAACAAAUGUAGUCAAUGAAUCCGAAGGCAGAAAGAAAAAUGAGGAAAUGAUAGCCAAAGUUACAAACUGGAGCCCAGUGAAGCAGCAGUCCAGUCCUUUGAAAAGCCUUCUAAACGAAGUCAAGUCACCUAACACGAAACAAGUGCCCGUUGCAAAUCAGAAAGUUGAGGCUGAGACUGAAGACGACAAUGUGGGUAAAGUUGUUGCUUCAGAAACACACAAAACCAAGGAUCCGGAUACCAACAAGCACCUUGAGGAGUGGAACUCUCCUGCAAGAUACCCGAUUGAGAUCAAGAAAGAAAAGAAGAAAGGACGACCGUUUUGGGUUCCAUUUGUAUGCUGCUCUUCUGCACAUAGGGACCUAUGAUCCCUUAAUCCUUUCUCUAUGUUUGUUGAGUGUGUGUUUUCACAAUUAUGUAUGGAUUGUAGUUAUCCAAACUGUGGUGUGAGGAACAGUGUGGUAUAUAACUGUGGGUGUGAUUUAUUGUGUAAGCCUGCAUUUGAGAUGGCUUUGUUGUAUGUAACUCGAAAUUUAUGUUUUUUUUGCCUUGGA
Messenger RNA from Salvia hispanica, 3856 nucleotides. RefSeq lists its product as uncharacterized. The record is from RefSeq and is a predicted model, not a curated record. NCBI's taxonomy places the organism in Eukaryota, Viridiplantae, Streptophyta, Magnoliopsida, Lamiales, Lamiaceae.